AUGGUGCAGAUGAUGGAGUCGCAGUGCGAGUAUUUCAUGUAUUUUCCGGCGGUGCCCAUCACGGAUCUGUCGGACCCGGCCCGGUACCGCACUCUGCCCCGCCGCAGUCACCUCUACCUGGGCGAGACAGUCCGCUUCCUCCUGGUGCUGCGCUGCAGGGACGGUGGGACGACGCCAACCGAGCACGGCCCCGGUGACAGGGGCGGUGAAGGCACUGCAGCAGGCUUUGGGACGGAGUCGGCCAGUAGCCGGGCGUGGAGGGAGCUGGCCGGCUCUCUGUGCGCCGUGGCCAGCGUGAGUCCAGGUGAGAGUAGCCGCCAUCGAGGCAACCACCACCAGCAUCACCACGACUACCAGAGCAGCGGGGACGAGGCCAACGAGGACGGCGAGGAGGACUACAUUGCAGCAGCGGAAGCAGCCAUUGCGGCGCUCGGCAGCAGAGUGGACUCCCGGUGUCGGAGCUUCAGGGACUGCAAGCCACUGCUCAUCCACAACUCAUCUGGGACGGCGGCGAGGGAGUUCCGCAGGGCGCCUGUUCAGUCUCCUCUGGAUGAGCCGGUGGUUUUGACGGAUGAAGUGAUCUUCCCCCUCACCGUUUCUCUGGACAAACUCCCCGUCAACACGCUAAAAGUCAAGGUGAUGGUCACGGUGUGGAAAAGGGAGGCGGAGAAAGUGGAGGUGCAGGAACUCGGCUACCUGAGCGUCCUGCAGCAACGAGAACCAACACACACCUUCAGACACGACCUGAACACCUUCAAGGCUCAGGUGAGCACCACUCUGACCGUCCUGCCACCUCCCACCGUCCGCUGUAAGCAGAUGACCGUCUCUGGGAGGCACCUCGCCGUCCUCAAAGUGCUGAAUGAGUCUUCUCAGGAGGAGGUGAGUAUUCGGGAUGUUCGGAUUUUACCAAACCUCAACGCCUCCUACCUUCCCAUGAUGCCAGACGGCUCCGUGAUGCUGGUGGACAACGUGUGCCACCAGUCAGGUGAGGUUGGCAUGGCGUCUUUCUGCAGGGUGGACAGCCUGGCCUGUCGCCUUCCCAGCAUGCUCAGCGCUUUGGAGGAGCACGACUUCCUGUUCCAGCUGCACCUCAACGACAUGCCGCAAGAUGACUCCAACGAGGGGCUGGAGGUUCCCCUGGUCGCUGUGCUGCAGUGGUCAACUCCCAAGAUGCCUUUCACCAACUGUAUCUACACCCACUACAGGUUGCCCAGUAUUCGUCUGGACCGGCCGCGGUUCGUCAUGACGGCCAGCUGUCCGAGCACCGUCAGGGUGAAGGAACACUUCAAGGUCAAAUACGUUCUGCUCAACAACCUGCAGGACUUCCUGGCUGUUCGGCUCGUCUGGACUCCGGAGGGUCGCGGUCAGGGCGAGGACACAGCGCUGGCUGCUGUGGUCUGUCACACUCCUCUCAGUAACCUCGGUCACUGUCGGAAAGGCAGCACUCUGUCCUUCAGCGUGGCCUUUCAGAUCCUCAAACCGGGACUGUACGAGCUGAGUCAGCAUAUGAAGCUGAAGCUCCAGUUCACGGCCUCGGUGUCCAACCCUCCACCUGAUGCUCGGCCGCUGUCACGUAAAAACAGCCCGUCCAGCCCGGCGGUUCGAGACCUGCUGGACCGACACCAGGCCAGUCUGGGUCGAUCUCAGUCCUUCUCCCACCAGCAGCCGUCUCGAUCCCACAUCAUGAGGACGGGCAGUGCGAUGGAGCGGCGGGCCAUCACCCCUCCUGUUGGCUCUCCGGUCGGUCGGCCGCUUUACCUGCCGCCGCAGGACAAAACGCUGCUGUCGCUGGACAAGAUCGCCAAGAGGGAGUGUAAAGUCCUGGUGGUGGACCCCGUCAGCUAGAGAGCAAGGACGCAAGGACGCAGAAAAUACUUCUUUUUUUUUUAAACUUGGAAAAUGAAUGUGUGAAAAGGAAAAGUAAGAAACAGAAAGGAGGGGAAUGUGAAGUUGUAACGCUCAUCACACGCAAACAAAAGCCCGGCAGGUAGAUGAAGGACGCAGUGUGACCUGCUGCCUCGACUGCAGGAAAGCAUCCGAACAGGAAGAAAGGGGGAUGAACAAACUGAGUGCACGGAGCGAACAGUCCACGGUUUAAAUGAAAUAUUUAAUGAAAUGUAUUAUCAUCUUUCUGAAUUAUUUAAAGGUACGCUCAAGGUGAGCGAUGUUACAGGAAAACAUUAGUUUCACAUUUAGGGCGGUCGUGUGAUUUGCAGAAAUAAUCACACAGACAAUCACACCUUUUACUGCAGUGUUAUCUGUUCACAGUCAGUAUCAACAGGUUUCAUGUAAUAUAAUGUCAUAUAACAUAUUCACUUCACCACCCGGACUGUUUACAUCAAACACGUUUCUGAAUACUCCAGAAAACCAACUCUGUACUGUUGUUACUUUGGUCCAGACUGAAAUAUCUCAACAAUAUUUGGCUUUAUGGGUUAUCAUUUAUUAUUGAAACUCUGUUUAAUGUUUAAUCACCAAAUACCUGCAAAACUGAUGACGUUCCCAUCGGCCUCAGCUGCACUUUGUGUUUACUGCUAAUUAGCUAAUGUUAGCAUGCUAACACGCUAAACUAGGAUUACAGGCAGCGCCAAUGGUACGAAACACACUUCCUGCCUCCUGAGUGGGCGUGGUCGACUCUCCCCAGUUAAAUAAUAAUACAUUUAAAAGUAUUAUUAAGCAAAGAAACACGAGCUUUAUUUUAGCUUUAACUUUUAAUUCAUGGUUUGACGUAGAAGUCCCUUUAGAUCAGAUUUAGAUUGCUUGUCCGGUGGGAAAGCGACGUCGGCAGCAGAGACCGACGGUUAGAGAGACGAUGUUGUGCAAAACACCGUUUUAGUGUCGGAGUGUUGUGAAGGUGUGUGCCUCGUGAAAAAUGGGUCUGAUAUUUACUUUGGUGACUUUGGGGCGAAAGAAUCGCUCAUAACCUGCGCUCACGUUCACGUCUCCCAUCGCAGUGAACGGACUCAGGCGCUGCCGCUGGUCUCCUGAAGGGGCGGGGCCGUGGUGAAACCCACGUGACGCGGAUACAGGAAAUGGCUCUCAGGUGAGUCAGUCAAAGAAGGUUACCGCGGAUGUGCCUGUUCAGAAUUACUCGUGAUGUGAAAGACAAAACAAUCCUGCUCACACUGACAAGAUGGUUUCGAAUCAUCGGAUAACCCGUAUUUCAUUUGUGAUUAAAAAUGAAAAGUUCUGUUUUGUUUUAAUUCUGCGUUCAUUGAAUAUAUGAAACCUGUUCCAGACAGAAUGUCAUUAUUAAAGUUGUUGUAAAUAAACAUCACAAUAUAAAAUGUAUACGUUAUUUUGAAAUCACAGUGUAAUCCUCUGUAGAGUUCUCUGUUUUUAACUUUAAUAUUGUGUUGUUGAUAAAGUUUAAAAAACUCACUGGCUGUCAAGUUAAAUGCUCACAUGCGUCAUACAAAUCAGAAAUAAGUUCGCACAUGUGCAGAACAGAUCGGCACUGAUGUUUUUUAUAACUUCAGUAAAUUCCUUUUUACAUAAUAGUGAACUAUUAAAUUUCCACUGAUUAAAAACCUUUUUCUGAACUUGAUUUGAAAGAUUUAGUUUUAGUAUUGUGAACAGGCACAUUAACCUUUGGCUGGCAGGACCUAUUUUGAGCAUGUGCAGAAGAGAUCAGGCAGCCAGUAUGGAACAUGUUAGCAUGCUGACACUAGCAUUUAGCUCAGAGCACCGCUGUGCCCAGGUGCAGCCCCACAGCGGUCCGACAGCCUGUUAAUCCGAAAACAAACGGCCUUUGCUCCAAAAAUACGCGCACCUUUCUGCCAGCAAACACGUGGUUGACGUUGUUAAACAGUCGCAGUUUGGUUAGGUUUAGGAAAAGAUCGUGUUUUGGGUUAAAAUAAUAAUAAAGUCAACAUUGACUUUUGUUUUGUCUGUCUGGCCUUAGAUUGACGACAUUUCAAGCGAUUUUUUACUUUCGCAGACAAAUUUCCAAUGUCGAAAUAAAAUCAUGAGAGUUUUACCUCAGUUGGUGCGGGCCCCCGGGCAAAACCCCCGCCGAUUCAGCCCCGUGGACAGAGCCGGCGAGCACGUAUUUCCAGAACAACGGGCGUUUGUUUUCGGGAUAACGAGCUGCCGGACAAAUGGGCUUUCGGUCCAAUAGGACAUUUUUCUGACUAUUGGGGUUUCCGUAUAAUGGGCCAUCACCCCAGCUGCAUAUUUGUUAAUAAGCUACAUAGUUCUCCGCUUCGGGUAACAGUGGCACAUUGCUGUUAAAAGAUAGCUGUUAGCUGCUUGAGCUAAUGUUAGCUUCACAGACUUGACAGGACGAGCCUGGCUUUAAAAAAAAACAACACAAUUUAAAUUCAUCGAAAUGAAUUUUAUUAACUGUAGUUUUCAGCACCGCUGCUGUACUGUUUGUGUUUUCUUCUUAGACAGCCAUGCCUUCAGAUUUUGAGCAAAUGCAAAGAAACACACAAACAAAUAAAACAAAUACACUGAACGGAAGAAUGAAACGUAUUUAAAUGAUGCUGAGAUGUACUGCAGUUUAAAGUUCUGCUCCGUGAGUUUGAAUGAUGAGACGCCUGCUAAACUGGGGCCCGUUUCACUAACGUUUGAACUGUUCGAGUACUGCGGCGCUCUGCCAACCUGCACGCAUUAACGUAGCAGGCACUUACUUAUCAAAGUACGCUGGCACGAGUUAUUACUUUAAGGUACGCCAGAGUAAUGGAUAAAACAUAUCCAAUCGAUUAAGCUGGGAUGACUGUUUCUCCUGCUACCAAUAAAGAAAUGACCAGUGACGGUUUCUUCGUACCGUAGCUUUUAUUGUCAGCCAUGUCGCACUGUGCGCACCUAGAAGUUGCUGCAGGAAGACUCCCAAAUGGGUAAAGCCCAUGUGUUUCUAUUCCACCUGUCGCGCUCUCAGAUAUGUCCGCUUGCUUGUGGGAUUAUAUUGACUGGGAAGUCCUAAACUUUUCCUGAACGAAAUGAGCUAUAUGGCACUCACAGGUUCGAUUUACAUUUGACUGACAAAACAAGCGUUCUAACCACGAAUGCUUGUGAUUCAACAGAACUAACGUUGCUAACACCUGGCCAGCUUUUCACUGAGGACACUUUGAAGUGAGGUGUGUGUGUGUAGUCUUGUAGUAACUUGGCCUACUCUAGGAAAAUCUCAAGGAAAGGAAACACUCAUUGCAAAUGAAGUACAAUAUAUAAGGAGCGAUGCGACUGCUUCUACAGUUUCAACAGCCAUGUUCAUAUUCAGCCUGUAAAUAGUCUGUUUGGUCUGGUCAAGGUUUCACAGCUACAUUGUCGUCAUCUUAUAAAACUAGCUCGAAUGUAAUAAAGUUUGAAUAUUAUGUGUAAACGACAGAAACCAUAUAAAGGCAGCAGUAGCGGUAGGUUAGCUAGCUAUGUUGAGGCAGGUGAAAGACAAACGGACAAACUAACAGUAUUGGCAGAUAUUGUUGUAAACAGUCUGUUGUUGGUAUCAGUGCAUCACUUUUUGCCCGUUCGACUGCUGCAGUGAUUCGCAUCUGACGCAUCUGGGUGCCGAAGUAUUCAAAAGAGUCGUCCAGGGUUGGCAGGUCUGCAAGUAUGGUGUUUGUUUUGAUUGGUGAAAUAUGAAAAUCUUGAAAAUCGCAGCUUCUGCGUUUGAUGAAACGUGCCCCGGUGUUUGUGCAUGUGAUUCUUUCCAAAACAAGCUGCAGAGUUUCACACGUCGGCUCUGGGUUUCAGUUUAUUUCCACAAAAAUCCAUUUACAGACACUUGUAACUUGCCAUUGAUCAACAGAAAAUGAAUCUGCAGUUGAUAGAAACAACCAAAACCAAUCAGAUAUUUUUGUCUCAGAGGUUUUAUAUCCACAAUAUAAUCGUGUCAGCUAAGAAGUAAAAUGAAUUAUUUUUUGUAAUAGUUAAAAAACAAACUGAUGGAGAAAAGCAGUAAAAGGUUUAGACAACAAAAUGAACCUUAUUCAUUAGGAAUAUAAGUAUUGAAUCACUGUGAAUCACAUACAGCUGUUUACACUGAUUUUCACAGCAUUUCAUCCUCCAUAUGUCUUGUACAAAUGGCAGAAUUGACAAUAAAGUUGACUUUGAAUUCA
Messenger RNA from Siniperca chuatsi (mandarin fish), 6056 nucleotides. RefSeq names its product trafficking protein particle complex subunit 14 (gene trappc14). The transcript is spliced from 13 exons. Gene Ontology annotation, cellular component: TRAPPII protein complex. NCBI's taxonomy places the organism in Eukaryota, Metazoa, Chordata, Actinopteri, Centrarchiformes, Sinipercidae. The record is from RefSeq and is a predicted model, not a curated record. The coding region runs from base 1 to 1845 and encodes 614 amino acids. Gene Ontology annotation, biological process: cilium assembly. Gene Ontology annotation, molecular function: alpha-tubulin binding.